Armigeres subalbatus is the source of this 5712-nucleotide messenger RNA. It is a transcript of the gene atl, whose product is annotated as atlastin. The coding region runs from base 472 to 2112 and encodes 546 amino acids. Gene Ontology annotation, biological process: protein homooligomerization; endoplasmic reticulum organization. Lineage: Eukaryota; Metazoa; Arthropoda; Insecta; Diptera; Culicidae. The transcript has 8 exons. The record is from RefSeq and is a predicted model, not a curated record. Gene Ontology annotation, molecular function: GTP binding; GTPase activity.
UUGCUCCAUCAGCAGCCAUCAGGCCAGCCAGGAGUCAAGUCAGCAACCAAAAGUCGUCGAGAGUGAGUGAGAUUUUAUUUUGUGUGGUCGAAAGUCGCGAAAAAAUACGAGUGUCGAACAAAAUUGCUAAAUAUUUCCCGGAAGUAUCGAGUAUUCGGUUCGUAGUGCGUUGAUUCGAACGGUUUUAGUGCACGGACGGGCUGGUAAUGCUCGACGAGGAACCACAUCCGAAUCUGGAUUAAAGUGUUGACAAUCGAAAUUCGUCGUAGAAAAAGGUGAAUCCGAUUAUUUGGCGUGUGAAAAUAGUUUCACACUUACGGCCAGAACAGCGAAAAAAUCAAAAGUAAAACGGUCCAACCGCUGGAUGUAAAGUUGGGCUCCAGUGAAGCCAAAUUACGGAAUUAGGCACAGACGAGUGCCCACCGAAGAACACCCUGGCCUGAAAACAGAGAUAAAACCACAACGGACAUAAUGGCGGCAGCAGCGAAACCGAUACAGGUGGUCGAAAGCGGCGAAGAGCACACAUUCACACUGAACGAAGAAGCACUGACGGAAAUUCUGCUGCAGGAAAACGUGCGGGACCGAACGGUGGUCGUCAUCUCAGUUGCCGGAGCGUUCCGCAAGGGCAAAAGUUUCCUGCUGGAUUUCUUCCUGCGAUACAUGUACUCGAAGUAUGUUCACAAUAAGAGCAUUUCGGAAUGGCUGGGUGACGAAAAUGAACCACUCACAGGAUUCUCGUGGCGGGGUGGCAGCGAACGAGACACAACCGGGAUUCUUAUGUGGUCGGAUAUAUUCCUGCACGAGACGCCGGGUGGAGAGAAGUACGCCAUCAUACUAAUGGACACACAGGGCGCAUUCGAUAGCCAGAGCACGGUGCGAGACUGUGCCACAGUGUUUGCCCUCAGCACGAUGCUCUCGUCCGUUCAGAUCUACAACCUGUCACAGAACAUCCAGGAAGACGACCUCCAGCACCUGCAGCUUUUCACCGAGUACGGUCGGUUGGCGUUGGCCGACAGUGGCAAGAAACCCUUCCAGCGGCUGCAGUUUCUAGUUCGAGACUGGAGCUUCCCGUACGAGGCGGAGUACGGUGCCGAAGGCGGUGACGUGAUUCUGAAGCGACGCUUGGAAGUCCAAGACAAACAGCACCCCGAACUGCAGUCCCUCCGACGUCACAUCACCUCCUGCUUCACGGAAAUUGCUUGCUUCCUGAUGCCGCAUCCGGGACUGACGGUUGCCACGAACCAGAAGUUCGACGGUCGGUUGGCAGAUAUUACGCCCGAGUUCAAACAGAGCCUCAAAGACCUGGUGCCGAUGUUGCUGUCGCCGUCGAAUCUGAUACCGAAGGAAAUCAACGGUCAGAAAGUGAAAGCACGGGAUCUGGUCCAAUACUUCAAGUCCUACAUGGCUAUCUACAAGGGUAACGAACUGCCCGAACCGAAGAGCAUGCUGGUGGCGACAGCAGAGGCAAACAAUUUGACGGCAGUUGCAGCCGCUAAGGACACCUACAGCCAGCUGAUGGAGGACGUUUGUGGUGGAAACAAACCAUAUCUAAACACCGCACAUCUGGACUCGGAACACAACCGGAUCAAGGAGAAAGCAAUACAUCAGUUCUCCUCCAAGCGGAAGAUGGGUGGCGAAGAGUUCUCCGAGAAGUAUCGCGAACAGCUGGAACAGGACCUGGACGAUUCGUACGUUACAUUCAAGGCGCACAACGAAAGCAAAAACAUUUUCAAGGCGGCCCGGACACCGGCGGUCUACUUUGCGAUCGCCGUCGUGAUGUACAUCUUCAGCGGUAUCUUUGGGCUGGUCGGACUGUACACGUUUGCCAACUUUGCCAAUCUGAUCAUGGGCAUCGCACUGCUAACGUUGGCCACGUGGGCGUACAUUAGGUACAGCGGCGAACUGAGCGACUUUGGCGUGCGGUUAGACGAAAUUGCCAACCUGCUGUGGGAAAAUAUCAUGAAACCAAUUUACCAAUCCUGCAUGGAGAAAGGUAUCCAGCACGUGGCAACGCACGCGACCGAGUACGCCAUCAGCGGUGGCGCCUCGUCGCCUUCAUCGCGAUCGGGCGCCGGAUCUCGACAACUGAACGGUAAAGUGAAGCGCUCUUGAGAGUUCGCUUCCGGAGGAACGUCCAGCGACGGUCAGCAGAGGCGGCAACCGCUGAGUGGGCGGCAGUGGUGGAGAUGGUGGCCAGCCGACUACCAUCAGCAUCCCCGCUACCAACUCGGCAGUGGCAGCAAUGGUGGUAACAACAAUACUAGGUUUAGUGUUUUCUUCGAUAGCCUUAGAGGUAGUACCGGUAGCAGUAGUAGUAUCGUUAAGCAAAGUAUCGACACCGACAACAAUAACAGUAGAACAAGCCGUGUGAUAAAGGGCCCAGGGCCAGUGAGCGGCGUUGGCAGCAGUGCUGCCAGUGGAGCGGGUAACUCAGGCACCGUGCCCAGUGGCAGACGACGAACGAAAAAUAAAACUUGAAUACGCGCUUCUCCAAGCUGCGGUUCUAGCUCUCGACGGAAUGCUACAUAAAACAAUGACAAUGAUCCGACAGCAAUUGGUUAGAGUAAAAUUUAUUUUUUGAUCCCAGAUCAGACCCAUCCAUUUAAGUUGCAUUUCAUUUGUUUAUUAUUAUAACCGAUAUUUGUUUGUCUGUCCGAUGUUUAAUAUAGUUGUACUAUUAUUAUGUUACGAUUAUAAGUUUUUACUUGUGUACUAUUAAACGAAGACUCUACUCUAUCCCUGAUUGGUGGAAAACGAACGUCGCGCGCUGAUUCUCAAGUCAAUAGGCUCCAAUUGAGCUAUUGAAAAAUGUGCCAAACUGAAAUAUUAGUAGACCAUGCAAAAUUACCGAUCAAAUCUGCAUUCUUGCCAAUAGAUAGGAAAUCGAGACAUGGAUUUCUUGAUAUAAAAAGAUCUGUUUUUCAUGUCCGUGCUUUUCAAUGGAAAUUGUUUGGCAAUUAUUUUAGAUCGACUCUGGAAACAAUUGACACCUCAGCAGAGUUUCCGUGCGUUUGUUAGAAUUUCUCGAAAAUAUCAAGGUCAGCGUUUUCUGCGGUCGUUGAAGGAUUUCAAACUGUGAAAUAUUCUACCUAUGUUAUGCUAUCGGUAAGGGGAAAAUGGGCGUAAUCUGUACAUAGACACCGAUUGAAAAUCUCUAAUUAGUAGAAUCAAGUGGAAAUCACGAAAAUAAUCGCACUACACUGAAACAAUUUUCAAAACUAAAAUCUAGCUGUGAAACGUAAUUCGUAAUUUAUCGGAAUGUGACAAAAAAUACGGCACAAAAUUAAGAUCGCAACGAAAUCUGCAUUUGCUAGCUGUGGACAAAACGAAUCAUAUCGGGAUUCCCACUUUAAUGAUCCGGCUCGUUAAUAUGAAUAAAUAAAGGAAUGAUGGAAACGUAAAAUGAUGAAGUGACGAAACGGUUUUGCCAUCCAUGCUCUCGCCUCUCAUAAAGAGUGAACUGCAAAGUUACUAAUCUGGAUAAAAGAUACGAACCAGCUUAACAAUUUCAGAACUACAUAUUCAUCCACAUCUAUGGUUCAUAUAUUGGCUGUAUUCUUGAAUGUGUGACAUGGCUUCGGGAUAUUUCGUCGAAUGAUAUUUAAUCGAAUAACGUUUGGUCGAAAGAACGUUUAGUCGCAAAACAUUUUCUUGAUUAAUCUUUCUUUCCUUCAAUACACAAACAAUAAGUAAUUAGUUCCUUAACAAUUUCACUUCCAAUCAUAAUUCAUUAAUUGUUAUACGACCAAUUGGUUACUUUUAAUUUCGACCAAAUAGUAUAGAUUCGAGUGCCAUUCGGACCUCUUCAAAAGGUGUAGCCAGGUGGACUGAUUACCACAGGGCUGAACCCAUGACAAACGCUCUUGGAGGAAUUUCUACAAACUUAUUAUUAUUGAUUUGUCCUGGUAAUUAUCCAACGGAUAGCUUUGAUUGAGGUAUCUAACGACUUCUUCGAAAUAGUGCUGGCAGAUCGUUUCUUAACAUUCUGUGGUUUACCUUUGAGAUACCAUAAUGGAGCUUUAUAACCAGUUUUUUUUAAUUGUUGGUAUUUUAUCAGCCUGUUGUCGAUGUGGGUCUUGAUUUGAACAGUUUUUUGUUUUGAUAAUUGUCGGAAGUGGCGAGUUCUCCUCGAAAAAGAAGGGUUUUCGAUAAUAAAUGUCUACAAUGGUGUAGAAUAGAGUAGUAAAAUAUUCUUCCUUGGUAAGCUUUGGAAGAGUGGAGAUCAUUUGCCCCGAUUUUUUCGGUGCUAUCCGACGUCAUAAAUUUCCAGAUACAAAACACGUAGACGUUUCCGUCGUCGAUUAUUACAGUUUUGUCUAAUCUAAUGCUGAAUUUAUUAACCCGAUAUGGAAAGUCUUACCCACUUUUUGAAUUUAUUUGUUUUCUACAUAUUUCAUAAAAUUAAAAUUACGAUCGGUUGAAUUUUGGGAAACGUCGUCAUAAUGAUCAAUUCAAUUUACGACUUCAUGGCUCAACAUGUGUAAUAAUGUGACUCCUUUGUAUUAUAUAACUUGUUUUAGACAUUUAACUUACCUUACUGUAGAGUAUCGAUUCGGAAACAGGUGAUUGAUAGUUAGCUUAAAAUGACCAACAAUAACCAUCACAGUGCUGUAAUAUAUAAUUAGAAUUAAUACAUUCAUCUACUCAUAACUUAUUCCAGGGCUAUGUGCUUCUCACGCUCAAGUUUUGUCUAAUCAUUGCUUUGCUUCAACACCAUCGUGCUUUGAUAUUUUCGAUGAACAUUCUGUCUCAUUUAUCAGAUUGAUUUGGAUCCUAAAGCAUAUUUUACUUUAGUUUCUGGAAUAAUUUAUGACUAAAUAAUUGUAUUCGUAUCUAAUUUUGUUUUACAGAACUGACCCCUUCCGAAAAGAGGGAAGGUAUAAAUUGCAAUAAAUUUCAUUGAUAUAGUUUUAGCAUACAUCUUUAAUCGUAAUUAUUUGAAGAUGAAAAAACGGUUAUUGCAGAAGUACUAUUGAAACAAAAGUGAGUGAAGAAAUAUUGUUCUGUUUUUCUUUUAUUUUUAUUUACGGUUUCUCAUUUCUUAUUUUCAAACGAAUUUUAUAAAUAAGUGUUGUUGCAUAGGAUUAGUAGUGAAAUAUAUUUUCAUAUACUUUUAAUCUGUAAGUGAAUUGUUUUUUCUCCCACGCGCGUCGCCUUAAGACGAUCACGUUUUGGAUUGUGAACCCGUACUGUGAAACAACAUUUCCCAUGAAAAUAGAUAUUUGCAUUUUUUUUUCUCUCAAUUUCGAAAUUGUAAAUCGCUGUAAGAAGUGAAUCGGCUUAGUGUAUUUUUGCUCAAUAGACGACCUGUUUGUUCCGGUAUGUUUUGCCGCCUCAUUAGAUGUGGGUAAGUGUGUUUAUUGAUCCGAUAAAAAAACAUACAACAUGAUAAAAUGCAAGGCAUUUUCUUGUAAAAUUUAGCAAUGUGUAACAAAGAAAUUGAGUUUAUGACACAAUGAAGAUAAAUUGAGACAACUACGUGAAACCAUAAGGAAGCUUAAAUUGCAAAAUAUGCACGCCCAUUAACGAUCGUGGCAGCUUAUAAACACUGAAUAUGCAAGCUAAUAUGGCGAACAACGUUGGAUUAAUUAUUUUGGCAAAGCGAGAAAUAAAAAAAAAUAAACAAAAAGAAUUAAUGAGAGACGUAAUUGUUGGGAGUGAGAGUUAUUACGUGAAUUAUUUUUAUAUUAAAGUUACAAAAAAGUGAACAAA